Molecule: messenger RNA, 4191 nt
Organism: Erpetoichthys calabaricus (reedfish)
Lineage: Eukaryota; Metazoa; Chordata; Cladistia; Polypteriformes; Polypteridae
Gene: gdap2
Product: ganglioside induced differentiation associated protein 2
Exons: 15
Coding region: 373-1851 (492 amino acids)
Source: RefSeq, a predicted model, not a curated record
GCUGAUCAGGAACUCCGAGUUUGUGAACGCGAGUCUGAGGUGUGUGUGUCUGUUCCUGUGCCUGUGAGUGCGUUUGUGUAAAAGGGUGCAAUGGGAAGAAAUUGCGUGCAAUUUUGAGGAGAGCUGCGAGGGCUGAGAAAAUAUGUAUGAGUCCUGGAGUUGAUCGGAAAGAACUAAUCUGUGACUUUUAGGUCGAGGCAUAUCACCUGCUGGGUGCAAAGAACGUGUGCAUUCCGAGAGCUGAGUAUUCAAUUCCACACAAGAGGUCUAAGGCUUUGGCUGACCUAUCUUCACAACAGAUGUUAUCCAAACAGUGAAGUCUUCCAGUAACAGAGUUGUUUACAUUGGGAAGGGCAUUUAAUUGCCCCUCUCAUGGAUCCUCUUGGUGCUCGCUCUCAGUUUGUUGAUAUUCAGACUUUACCCACCUGGGACCAGUCUUUGGAUCAUCUGGACUCUUGCAAAUCCAAUGGCCUGCACUGUGUAGAAGAUACUGUUCCUUCUCCUUUUCCAUAUAGGGAAGACAUCAACAGGAAAAUUAUUCUUUUUAAUGGAGAUGUGGCUCUUCUAAAUUGCACUGCCAUUGUAAACACUAGCAAUGAAACACUCACAGAUAAGAACCCUGCAUCUGAUUCAAUCCACCUACACGCUGGUCCAGAACUUAAAGAGGAGCUUCUCAAACUGAAAGGUUGCCGUACAGGGGAGGCUAAAAUCACUGAAGGCUUUAAUUUAGCUGCCCGGUUCCUGGUUCACACAGUUGGACCCAAAUAUAAAGCUCGGUAUCGGACUGCAGCUGAGAGCUCACUUUAUAAUUGCUAUAGAAAUGUCAUGCAACUAGUAAGGGAACAUGCCAUGUCUUCAGUGGGGUUUUGUGUUAUCAACUCGCCCAAAAGAGGAUACCCAUUAGACGAUGCCACGCAUAUAGCAUUAAGAACUGUGCGAAGAUUUUUAGAAAAAUUUGGUGAAACUAUAGAAAUGGUGGUGUUUGCUGUCACAGAUUUUGAGGAGCCCUCAUAUAGGAAGUUACUGCCUCUUUAUUUUCCAAGAUCAGUUCAAGAAGAACAUAGGAAUCUACUUCUGCUUCCUCCAGAUAUUGGCAAUUCUGAAGGGGAACCUGUUGUACCAGAGAGACAGAUUCGCAUUUCUGAAAAACCUGGUUUGCAAGAAGAAUACUCUGAUGAAGAUGAUCUGAAAAGUGAUCUGUCCUUCGUGGGAUCUCAUGCCUUUUCCCGUAUGGAAGAUGAUAUUGACAAGCAACGGAAGCUUGUUCUGCAAGGCCAAAUGUCUGAUGCAGCUUUGCAAAAACAGCACCAGAGGAACUAUAAUCGUUGGUUAGGCAGAGCAAGAGGUGAGGAUCUGUCCGAUAUUGCAGCGUUAAAAGCAUUGUAUCAAACAGGUGUGGAUACCAGGGGCCGAACAGUCAUGGUCAUAGUUGGGAGGAAUAUUCCAGUUACACUGAUUGAUAUGGAAAAGGCUCUUCUCUACUUUAUUCAUGUCAUGGACCACAUAGUCGUGAAGGAGUAUGUUAUGGUGUAUUUCCACACCUUAACAGGAGAACACAACCACAUAGACACGGAUUUUAUUAAGAAACUUUAUGACAUUGUUGAUGCCAAGUAUAAGAAAAACUUGAAAGCCUUCUAUUUUGUACACCCAACAUUUCGUUCCAAGGUUUCCACAUGGUUUUUUACCACUUUUAAUGUGUCUGGACUGAAAGAUAAAGUUCAACAUAUUGACAGUCUUGGUGAGCUCUUUGCAUAUAUUUCACCAGAGCAAAUAGACAUUCCUCCAUUUGUGCUGGAGUAUGAAGCACGGGUGAAUAACUCCUACCACUCGUACCCAUUCUCUGACCUGUAGUGAAAAUCUGAAGCUGAUAUUCUUCAUGCAAGAGAUCUGAAAUAACCUCAACACCCAAUUUCUCAGAUAAAUGUUAGGCUGAGAGAGAAGGUUUUUUUUUCGUAUUGUUUUUACGAGAAAAUUUGAAAUUUUGAAACAAUCGUUGGGUGCUUGGUUUUCAGCUUGAGCCAUUAUAAAGACAAGAGUUUGUUCCAGAAUGAAGCACCAGUGUGUCUUAAUAUCUGAAAUCCACUAAAGAUGGUGUUCUGUGAUGCUUAUCUGCAAAAUGAGUUGAUGUGAAUGUUCACUAAUUGAUUUUUUUAAUGGUUAAACACAAAGUAUUUUUAAUUUUUCUUAUAAACGUUUUCUUCUUGCUGAAUCACCCCACACCACAAAUAGAUUGACUGAGCCAGGAAUGCAGACAGCAAGUACUUUUUCUACAUUUUAUUUCUCUUUUAAAGAACAUGAUUUGUUGUGCACGUUUUUUGUGUAAGAAAGCUGUAGAUCACAUUUAAGUUUAUUUCACGUAUGGCGAUUGUUGUACUGUUAUUUUAUGAUUCAGAAAUAUUCGUUUUGCUGAAAAGGCCUAAUACCUUUUGAGAAAAAGCGCUCACUAUACUAUCUUGAUACAUGCUGCAGGACAAUAAAAUGUUUCUUUUGUGCUUAAAUUUUAUUCUAUGUAACAUAUGUAAAGAAGAUAUAAAAACGAUAGUAUUAGUUCAAUAAAAUCAUUGCAUUGCAUUGACAAGACAUAAUAGAAGCAUUGGCUUGUCUCAAAUUUGCCAUAGUUUUACUUUCUUCCCCCACAAUGGGUACCAUAUGUUUGCUGUAUCAUCUUUAGCUGCUCAAAACCUUGUACCUUGUUCUUCUCAGUCUGAGCUGUCUGUUUAACAAUAUUCGUCAGUAACAGUCGAAUAUAGCACUUUAUUUUUGUUUCCAGACAAUUUAUAAUCUCCCACUUCCAUAGUCACUUUCCAGUAGAAACUUUAACUUGAAAAAUUCAAGGUUGCUUUUGAAUAAUCCACUUGAAAACAAUCUUUCUGAAGUUAUUUAUUGAUUUGUGGCCAUACCCAAGCAUACGUGGGGUCAAGUAAGUAUCAUACCUGACUGUGCCAGUAGUUGGUUUGCCAUUAUAACUAACAUGUCUUUUACUGGUUUCUCUCUGUAUUCUCUGUUCUCUCAAUAUUAUGGAUUUGAAAAUUUUCUUUAUAAGUCACAAUGUGCAUGCAACAUAACCACCAAUACAUUGUCUGUAACAUUUCUCACUUCCAAGCAAAUAGCCUUUUUGAUUAAAUUCAUCUUCUAUUUUGUGUAGUUCAUAUAAGGCCAUGUGGACGUCUCAUGAACUUUACAGACUUUUAACCAAAUCAUGAUAGUUUGGAUUGUGAGAUCACUCUUGAAAUAUACAAAAUCUGUGGCAUUUGCUGAGUAGAUUUGCAGAUUCAAAAUGGUGUAAAGUAUUCCCUUUUCUUAGGUACAAAUUCCUUUUUAUUUUUAUCUUUGGAUUCUUCCUCAUUAUAUUCUAAAAAUAGUGACUCACAGUGCAAUGGAAAUGACUUGGAUUGAUUAAUUAUAAAUGUAUUGGGGGGCACUAGAAGUGUUUCUUUAUCAUACUGGUACAAAUGCCUAAUUUUAUUAUAUGCUUUGAUUUAUACCUUUUACAAAUUGACAGAGUGCUUAUAGUAUUCAUUUGAUAAAGCACUGAUGUAUUUUUCACAGACUAAAUUUGUUCAACUGAUAUUUAUUGGUAGCUUAUAUAUCCGUGAAAUAACAGUUUGUUUUUAUGUUGUGUUUUGUCCAUUGUUUGGUUUUUUAUUUGUAUCUUCCAUGUUUUUUUUUUUUACUGUCAGUAUGUGUUUGUGCAAUUAAAGAUGUCCUUAAGUAAAUAAGAAUGUGCUAAAAUAAAUAUAUCUUUAUAAAGAAGAAUCUCCUGCGAAUUCUGCUUCUAUGAAGACGACUGAAAAACCAAGUAAGGAACUGAAGGAGCUGCUUCUUUAGGUUUAUAUGAUGGGAAUUGUUCGGUAGACUUUUCACAAAAGUACUCAUUUCAGUUUAAUUCUGAGCCGUUCACUUUGCUUAUCAUUUUCCUGUAUUCUUUGUUCCAGUUGUCAUUCACAUGCAGGGAUAUAAACCUGAGCAAAUGCUUUGAUUUACUCCUGUCAACGCGUUCAAAUCAAAAAUAUAUUGUAAGCAUGUGCUAGAUAUAUAUUUUUAUGAAGAAACGAAGCACUGUUUUUUCAUAUGUUUUCUUGUAUUUAAUUAGUGCUAAGAGGUUAUUGGCUUAUACUUUGGAAUAUAAAGUAUUGUUUUAAGUAUACCCUUUGUGUACUCAAUAAAGUUGUUUGAUUUGUUUCCUUUAAA